UCCGGGGUGAGCCUGUCCCUCUGGAUUCAGGCUGGGGCCGCAGUCCGAUCCGGGAUAGAGUGGGAGUCGGAUUUGGCCCCUGAGCGUGUGCUGUCGCGCGUGCUGGGCUAUGGCCGGGGUCAGCGGAUCAGGGUCGGCUGGGACUGCCGGCGGGAGCAGCAACAGCGCGGUGAGAGGACUUCGAGUGGACGGACUGCCUCCCCUGCCCAAAAGCCUGAGCGGACUGUUGAACUCGUCGUCGGGCGGGGGCGCCUCCGGGGGCUGGCGACACCUGGAGCGGCUGUACGCUCAGAAAUCCCGCAUCCAGGACGAGCUGAGCCGCGGAGGAGCUGGGGGCUGCUGUGGCGGCGUGGGGCGGACAGCGGCGCCUCUUCCCAAGCCUCCAAACCUAGAUGCCGCCCUGGCCCUGCUCCGCAAGGAGAUGGUUGGCCUUCGACAGCUGGACAUGUCAUUGCUGUGCCAACUUUACUCCCUCUAUGAGUCAAUUCAGGAAUACAAGGGGGCUUGCCAAGCAGCCUCCAGCCCGGACUGCUCUUAUGCCCUGGAAAAUGGCUUCUUUGACGAAGAGGAGGAAUAUUUCCAGGAGCAUAGUUCCAUUCACAAUGGGAGGGAACAAGGUGCCCAGAUGGACUUUACACUGCCCAUCACUCCUCUCUCCAACAGCGACUGGAUCCUGGAGUCCAUUUAGAAGACCUGUAGAAGGGAUACAUCUGACUUUAGGGUGUGUGUUGUGUUGAGGGGAUACCCUCAGAGACUUCUGCCCAUUUUUGUUUCUGCCAGACUGUCAGUACAUUCUCCUUUUCUGCAAGCAUUCCUCUGGAAAAAAGAAAGUGUACCAUUGAACUGUGGGUAGUCAUCAGGUCUCAAUAUGGGAGCUGCCAAAUUAAUUUAUGGGCAGGCCCUUCAUCAUCAACAGCCUGUCCGGAUGGUUGGAGUAUCUGAUUUGGCAAACUGUCUGUGUCAGAACAAGAUAAUUGAUGCCCUUGUCAUCUUGAUGUUCUUACAUUGGGGACUUUGUUGAAGGUUUGUGUCCCUUUGAUGCAAAAACAAAAACAAAAACAAAAACGAUUCUUUCCUAAAGUGGCCAUUUAGUGGGGAACUGCCCUGUGCUGUAUAGAUUGAAGUUACUGAGUCCAUAUGAUACUAUGGUAUUUGGGCUCUUCUCUGGGUGGGCUGUUUGCACUCUGUCUUGUGAGCUGUGGGAUUUUGUUUGUUUGUUUGCCUCAAGUUUGCCAUAUGUUAAAAAUAACAUUUUACUGUUCCCUCUUUUGAAUCCAUUCUCCAGCUGUUCCUCUGCCUUUUAUUUCUAUUUAAAUGAGCUAUCAGGACUCUUGGCUAAGUGGCAUUUUGUGAACCACAUAACCAACUGACUUCCAGUUGAUUUAAUGAGCCACCUACUGAGAAGUGACCAUUUAAGAAAAUUUGGGUGCCAAUCUGUGGUUCCCAAGUUACCACAGGAGGGGAGUCCUUCUUUGCUAGUCACAUACCGUAGAAAGGAGAUUAAUACUAACUGAUAUUUAGAAGGAAAACUGGGACAAGCUGUAAUAUUUUGUAUUACCUGAACAAUUCAUAAUGAGACUAUUGAAAACAUUUUUUUAAAAAUCUGCAAGUGUAUCUUAAAAAUGUUGUUCUGAUACAUUAGACAGAAGUCAGACUACUCCCUAUGCUCAAAAGGAGAAUUACUGUUGGCCUUACCAUAUUUAUUAAAAUGAUACUUUAAAAAAGCACUGGAUUUUGUUGUUUAUUUAAUCUAUGGAUGUAUAACUGGAUGAUCUGUGAGAGUUGAAAGAAAACACUUAUUUUCUGUUUUUUAAAUUUAGGAUGUGUUAAAUCAAGUCAGACUGUAAUACAAAUGGAGUAAUCAUGCCUUUGUUCCCCACUCUACCACAAAGUUACUUGGGACUUAGAAAUGAUUGUCCUAGAAAGAAGGGGACUUCAGACAGGGUUAGACACUUGGUAUUAUGGAGGUUUUUUAAAAAAAUAGUUCAUUAAAUAUUUCCCAAUUUACAUGUAAACAUUUUUAAACAUUCAUUCAAAAAAUUUUUGACUUCCAAAUUCUCCCCUCCUCCACUCUUGAGAAGACAAGCCAUAUAUUGAUUAUUCACGUAUAGUCAUUCAAAACAUUUCCAUAUUAUCCAUGUUACAAAAGGAAACAGUUAAAAAAAUCUUAAAAAUAUGCUUCCCACCCUUUUUCAUAUGCUUUACACUCAGAGUUCCAUAUUACCCUCUUUAUAGCAACAAACUUAAAUGACUUUCCCCUAAAAAACAAAACAAAACAAAACAAAAAAACCCAGACAAACUUUAGUUCUAUAUGCUGUAUACUCAGAGUUCAGCAGUUCCCUUUCUGGAGGUGGAUAAUUAUUUUUUCAAUCACGGGUCCUUUGGAAUUGUCUUGCAUUACUGUCUUGAUCAGAGUUGCUAAGUCAUUCACAGUUGUUCAAUCUUACAAUAUUGCUGUUACUGUAUGUAAUAAUUUACUGAUUCAGCUCACUUCAUUUUGUAUCAGUUCAUAUGUCUUCCUAGGUUUUUUGUGGAAAUGUCUUACUUGACAUUUCUGAUAGCACAUUAGGAUUCCAUCAAAAUAAUAUACCAUGGUUUAUUCAGCUAUUCCCCAAUUCAUGGGCAUUCACUUAAUUCCAGUUCUUUCCCCCCACAAAAAGAGCAGCUAUAAAUAUUUUUGUACAGAGAGGUCCUUUUCCUGGUUCUAGGCUUUCAUGGGAAUAUAGACUUAGUAGUGGUAUUACUGGCAUGAUGGAUCUUAAGGAAGUUUAGCUCCUUUAUUGAUUCAACAUAAUAUUAAAUCUUGGUAAGUAGCAAACAUGUUUAUAGAUUAGUUAUCAUGGGAAUAUGAUUUUAGACUGAGAGUUCAUCUCUUGUGUGUGUUGUGGAACUUUUUGAGGGUGUGUUGAAACCUAUGGGUCCCUUCUCAGAAGAAUGUGUUGUGUUUUCUUUUUAAGACCUUAAAUUUUGUUUUAUUUUCCCCCAAUUACAUGUAAUAGGUUUCCAACAUUUUUCAAAGAAUAUUGAGUCUUGAAUUCUCUCCCUUCCUCUGUCCCAACCUUUUUUCCCCCUUGAGAUGGUAAGCAACCUUAUACAGGUUUUACAUGUGCAAUAAUGUAAAACAUUUUCCCAUGUUAAUCCUUUUGUGGAAGAAAACUCAAAUAGAAAAAAAAAUUAAGAAAGUAAACUUUUGCUUUGACUUGGA
Messenger RNA from Monodelphis domestica (gray short-tailed opossum), 3205 nucleotides. It is a transcript of the gene FAM89A, whose product is annotated as family with sequence similarity 89 member A. The record is from RefSeq and is a predicted model, not a curated record. Lineage: Eukaryota; Metazoa; Chordata; Mammalia; Didelphimorphia; Didelphidae.